Molecule: messenger RNA, 1991 nt
Organism: Procambarus clarkii (red swamp crayfish)
Lineage: Eukaryota; Metazoa; Arthropoda; Malacostraca; Decapoda; Cambaridae
Source: RefSeq, a predicted model, not a curated record
GUGUGGUUCCAGAACCGUCGCGCCAAGUGGAGGAAACAAGAGAAGGUCGGCCCGUCGACCCACCCAUACGGCGCCUUCCCGCCCUCGACGCCCAUGCCGCUGCAGAACCCCGCCCUCCCGCCCACCAUCUCCAGCCCCUUCGCCGGCCUCGGCUACCUCAGAAAACCCCAUUCCUUCGACUCCCCACCGAUAUUGCCACCCUCAGCCUCCAGACUCCCGUCAUCUUACCUUCAGGCUGCGGCUGCGCAGCUGCUGCCUGGCGCAGGCUACCUGGCCGGCAUGUCGGGGCUGCGCGAACUGCACCAGUACCGCGCAGGUCUCAUGGCGCCCCACCACUACCCACCAUCCUUCACGCACCUCCUGGCGGGGCUCUCUUCCCGCCCCAAACUGCCGGAGGCGGAUUACGCGGCUCUUCUGGCUUCGGUUCCAGCCUUGCAGCCGCCAUUGGUAGCCCCGCCGGCCCCCGUCACGCCCCCAGAGCCCCCCAGAGUCGGGGCUUCUUCCAGGGGGCGCUCUUCUCCCCCGGCGGUUACCUCAGGAGGCGUCGAUCAAGACCGUCGAGCGUCGUCCAUCGCCGAGCUGCGCCUGCGAGCGCGGGAACACGAACUGCGCCUGGAGAUGCAGCGCAAACACGGCGAUGUUGUGACCUGAGCGCAGCGGCGCACCACCGCGCUUCCCGCCCGCACGUUGGGCCAAGGAAGACCUGCGCGCAUUACGCUCUGAAUCGGUGAUUAUGGAAGCAGUGAACUGGUGGUGAUUGCGGUGACUAGCGAAGCAGUAGUCACCAGAGACAGUGAAUAUACUGUGCAGUAGUGAGUCACUGGAAGCUGUGUACAGGACCUGGCAACAGUGAGUGCUGUAGAAGGUAGUGAGGUAGCGGGCUGCCACGGUGGCACCAGCUGCAGUGCCACCAGCCACGGUGCCACCAGCUGCAGUGCCACCAGCCACGGUGGCCACCAGCUGCAGUGCCACCAGCCACGGUGCCACCAGCUGCAGUGCCACCAGCCACGGUGGCCACCAGCUGCAGUGCCACCAGCCACGGUGCCACCAGCUGCAGUGCCACCAGCCACGGUGCCACCAGCUGCAGUGCCACCAGCCACGGUGGCCACCAGCUGCAGUGCCACCAGCCACGGUGCCACCAGCUGCAGUGCUGUAACAGUUGAGGUGAGUGGAGGCCUGAAGGAUGACCUAACCUAACCACUGUGACCCAGGGAGAUGAGGCAGGGUCACGUUAGCCCCACCUCGGAGAGUUUCCAAGAUUAGCGAACUAAUCCUUCGGCCGAGAAGUCACCAUAUCCAGCUUCAGCUCUGUUAAUCCAACGGAAACAGGAGGGAACGAAGAACAUAAAAUGCUGAGGACAAAAUACGACUGAGUUACCUCCUGUUUCCGUUGGAUUAACAGAACUGAAGCUGGAUAUGGUGACUUCACAGCCGAGGGAUUAACUCACCAACCUUGGAAACUAUUUGAGGUGGGGCUAAGAUGACCCUGCCUCACCUCCUUGGGGUCACAGUGGUUAGGUUAGGUCACCUUUCAGGCCUCCAGUCACCUCAACUGCUACAGUGCCUCAAGCCGUAGUGACUUCCCACGACAGUGCCACCAGCUGUGGUGACCUCCAAAGACAGUGCCACCAGCCGCAAUAAAACAGGAACCCGCUACUCUAAUGGUCGUUACGCUCUAUAGCAGCCAGCCACUUAAGGUGCUUCUUGUGAAUCCCAAGUAUUGCAGUAUUUAAGUUUUAACAUUUAUACCUGUGUUGCAAGGGACUAAUCCGUCCAAUGAACUGUGCUAACUUUUACUAACUUAGUGAAUGUACCUAUGUGAGUACCUCAUCCUUAGAUUAAGUGUUACUAAAUCUGAGUAAUUUUUGGCUUUGACAUGACUUAGGCAGCAAGUAGGAGAGCUGAGAGUCCCAAGGGGCAUCCCAAGGCUCAUUCCUCUCUCUCUAUACUACUUAUGUGGUCCCAUUUCAAUACAGUUUUACUAUAUGAAA